AUGGCAGAGCCUGGUUGGGCCCAGCUUGGAGCCUUCAAGGGCUCUGGUCUCUCUAAGGCUGGCAUCGAGGAAGCCCCCAUCAAGAAGAAGCGCCCCCCUGUGAAGGAGGAGGACCUGAAGGGGGCCCGAGGGAACCUGGCCAAGAACCAGGCGAUCAAGUCCAAGACCUACCAAGUCAUGCAGGAGUGUGAGCAAGCUGGCAGUGCUGCCCCGUCUGUGUUCAGCCGCACCCGGACUGGCACCGAGACCGUCUUUGAGAAGCCCAAAGCCGGACCCGCCAAGAGUGUCUUUGGCUGAGAAGUGCACGCCACGCCACUCCCCUGGGCACUGCCAACACCUAGACACAGGAGUCUUUCCCAAGAACUUUCAUGCCAGAACUCACCUGCUCCCCUGUUGCUUCUGGGAUGGCCGCCCCUCCCCCAUAGCCCUGGCCCCUCAGCCGGGAACUCUGCACGGCACCUGGGAAACACCAAUAAAGAGGAUGCCCAAGCAGCCCCAA
Messenger RNA from Miniopterus natalensis, 499 nucleotides. The record is from RefSeq and is a predicted model, not a curated record. Lineage: Eukaryota; Metazoa; Chordata; Mammalia; Chiroptera; Miniopteridae.